Messenger RNA from Cylicostephanus goldi, 360 nucleotides. Lineage: Eukaryota; Metazoa; Nematoda; Chromadorea; Rhabditida; Strongylidae. The record is from the annotation of a GenBank genome assembly.
AUGACCGGCCUGUUUUACAAGGGAUAUCGAAAAACUCUCGAAGUUGAAGAUAUGUUCGAGCCUUUACCAGAACACGAAUCCGCAGCGGCCACGGAACGAUUAACCAGGUUUCCUAGUACUACCCUGAGAUUGCAAGCUCAUCCAUUUUCCAUGAAAUUCAAAGUCAUGAUGCGCGAAAGCAAUCUUUCUUUGAGCUAUGUUUGUUUCCGCCAUGUAAGAUUACUUCAGAGCAUGGGAACUAGAACAAGAAAUGGCUACGAAGGACAAUCGACCGCCGAACUUGAUGACUGCUAUUCGAAGGACGUAUUGGAAAGAGAUCGCACAGUAUGGAAUAUUGCUAUUUAUAGAGGUAAUAUCUAG